Molecule: messenger RNA, 1781 nt
Organism: Eruca vesicaria subsp. sativa (arugula)
Lineage: Eukaryota; Viridiplantae; Streptophyta; Magnoliopsida; Brassicales; Brassicaceae
Source: the annotation of a GenBank genome assembly
GCUCGUUAGUUCUUUCAAAACCAACAAAAGGACUUCGAUGGCAACUCACUCAAGAAUUUUAUACGUGCUUCUUCUUCUUUCAUGCAUUGCUUUUGCAUUGAUUGCGGAGAGUUCUGGAGAUAAUGUGGAGAAUAACAAUGAGGAUGAUGAGUGUUCUUCCUGGAGUUGGCGUGGAUGCGGCAGUUUUUAUAGACAGCCUUCCAAAAGAUAUGGUGCUGGAUAUGGUGGUGAAAGGUAUGGCCAUGGAGAAAGGUAUGAAGCUGGUAUGAAUGGUGGUGGCUAUGGUGGUGGUGGUGGCGGAGGAGAAGGUAGUGGUGCCAAUGGAGGAUCAGGUCAUGGAAGCGGAUCUGGCGCGGGCGCUGGUGGAGCAGCAGGUGGAGCAGGAGGAGGUGGAGGAGGUGGGGGUGGAGAAGGUGGUGGUUCCAAUGGAGGAUCAGGUCGUGGAAGUGGAUCCGGUGUAGGUGCUGGUGUAGGAGUUGGUGGAGCAGGAGGAGGUGGAGGCGGUGGGGGUGGAGAAGGUGGUGGUUCUAAUGGAGGAUCAGGUCAUGGAACUGGAUCUGGCGCUGGUGCUGGUGUCGGAGUUAGUGGAGCAAAGGGUGGAGCAGGAGGAGGAGGAGGUGGAGGAGGCGGGGGUGGAGAAGGUGGUGGUGCCAAUGGAGGAUCAGGUCAUGGAAGCGGAUCCGGCGCUGGUGCUGGUGCUGGUGCCGGAGUUGGUGGAAUAUCAGGUGGAGCAGGGGGAGGUGGAGGAGGAGGGGGUGGAGAAGGUGUUGGUGCAAAUGGAGGAUCAGGUCAUGGAAGCGGAUCAGGCGCGGGUGCUGGUGUCGAAGUUGGUGGAGCUGGAGGAGGUGGAGGAGGUGGGGGCGGAGAAGGUGGUGGUUCAAAUGGAGGAUCGGGUCAUGGAAGCGGUUCUGGUGCUGGUGCUGGUGUUGGAGUAGGUGGAGCAGGAGGAGGUGGAGGUGGUGGCGGAGAAGGUGGUGGUGCUAGUGGAGGUUCUGGUCAUGGAAGCGGAUCCGGUGCUGGUGCUGGUGUUGGAGUUGGAGUUGGUGAAGCUGGUGGUGGAGCAGGAGGAGGUGGAGGUGGUGGCGGUGGCGGAGAAGGUGGUGGUGCCAAUGGAGGAUCCGGUCAUGGAAGUGGAUCCGGGGCUGGUGCUGGUGUUGGAGUUGGAGGCGUAGGAGGAGGUGGUGGUGGUGGCGGUGGAGAAGGUGGUGCCAAUGGAGGUUCUGGUCACGGAAGCGGAUCCGGUGCUGGUACUGGUGUUGGAGCAGCGGGUGGAGCAGGGGGAGGUGGUGGUGGUGGUGGAGGUGGAGGAGGAGGAGGAGGAGGUUCUGGUUCCGGCAAUGGAUAUGGUUACGGUAGUGGUUUUGGUGCUGGUUUUGGUAUGGGUAAAGGUGGUGGUAGUGGAGGCGGUGGCGGUGGAGGUGGUGGUGGUGGUGGGGGUAGCGGUGGAGGAAGUGGAAGUGGAAGCGGAAGAGGAGAAGGAUAUGGGACGGGAGGAGGAACCGGUACAAGCAAUGGAGGAGGAGUAGGUUUUGGAAUGGGCAUUGGCUUUGGUAUAGGCAUUGGAGGAGGCAGUGGUGGUGGUACCACUUAUCAAACCAAUAUCAACGGAGAUAAAACUUCCCCUUAAGGAAUAUGGAGCGAAAGAUAUCUAUCUCAGUGUCAACUCCAAUUGAUAAGGAUUUUUCGUUUUAAUUUUUGAUUUUUAGUUAUUUUAUGUAAUAAAUCUCAUCGAUAAAAUCAUGUACGAUGAAUUCAUUUUCCCACAUAAUAAAAAUUACAGG